Messenger RNA from Dioscorea cayenensis subsp. rotundata (Guinea yam), 1694 nucleotides. Its product is annotated as ultraviolet-B receptor UVR8-like. The transcript is spliced from 12 exons. Lineage: Eukaryota; Viridiplantae; Streptophyta; Magnoliopsida; Dioscoreales; Dioscoreaceae. Bases 104 to 1432 code for a protein of 442 amino acids. The record is from RefSeq and is a predicted model, not a curated record.
CUUGUAGGCAUUUCGUCGAACGCCUCAUCUGCACUCCUGCGUACCCUGAGAUAUUUCCUCCCCCCACUUCGCCAGAUCUCGUCGUCUCUGGCCUUUCCUUCUCAUGGAGCCGCCGGGAACCGCCGGCGAUUCUGAGGCUUCCUCUCCCCACGUUGUUCUCAUCUCAGCCGGCGCUAGCCACUCAGUUGCUCUCCUUUCUGGGCAUAUUGUUUGUUCAUGGGGAAGGGGGGAAGAUGGACAGCUUGGUCAUGGGAAUGCUGAAGAUCGGCUUAUUCCAACACUGCUUAGUGCCUUAGACAAUGCAAGAAUAGUGUCCAUUGUUUGUGGUGCUGAUCAUACUACUGCAUAUUCUGAGUCUGAAUUGCAAGUUUACAGCUGGGGAUGGGGUGACUUUGGAAGGCUGGGACAUGGUAAUUCUAGUGAUGUGUUUACUCCGCAGCCAAUAAAAGCAUUGCAAGGCAUUAUAAUUAAACAAAUUGCCUGUGGGGACAGCCAUUGUUUGGCAGUUACCAUGGAUGGGGAAGUGCAAAGUUGGGGGCGAAAUCAAAAUGGCCAACUUGGUCUUGGUACCACUGAGGAUUCUCUUGUACCACAAAAAAUUCAGUCUUUCCAGGGAAUUCCUGUCAAAAUGAUUGCUGCCGGUGCAGAACAUACCGCUGCAGUCACAGAAGAUGGUGAGCUCUAUGGUUGGGGCUGGGGUCGGUAUGGUAACUUGGGUUUAGGAGAUCGGAAUGACCGAUUAAUACCAGAGAAGGUUUCUUCUGUUGGCGAGCAAAAAAUGGUACUUGUCGCUUGUGGAUGGAGGCACACAAUAACAGUAUCUUCCUCUGGUGGCUUAUACACUUACGGAUGGAGCAAAUAUGGUCAACUGGGACAUGGGGACUUUGAGGAUCACCUUGUUCCACACCAGGUGGAGGCUCUACAAAGUAGCCAUGUAUCACAGAUAUCUGGUGGUUGGAGACAUACUAUGGGGCUCACAUCUGAUGGAAAGCUUUAUGGUUGGGGAUGGAACAAGUUUGGACAAGUUGGUGUUGGAGAUAAUGUGGACCACUGCUCGCCAGUCCAAGUUAAAUUUCCAAAUGAAGAGAAAGUGGUUCAAAUAUCUUGUGGAUGGAGGCAUACUAUUGCUGUCACAGAAAGAAAAAACUUGUUUUCUUGGGGUAGGGGUACCUGUGGGCAACUUGGCCAUGGGGAUAUUCUUGACAGGGAUUCUCCUAAGAUGAUAGAGGUUUUAAGCACGGAUGGAUCUGGAUGCAAGGAAAUUGAUUCAUUAAAAAUUGAGUCUGUAUCAGGCAAAGUUUGGAUUUCACCAUCUGAGAGAUAUGCAAUAGUUCCCGAUGAGAAGUUAACUAAAGAACUGGUAGAUCCUGUCAAAGGCAAUGGCAAUGACGCAAGUGUUCCAGACACUGAUGUUAAGCGAAUUCGGAUAUAGUCAGUUUUUCUACCAAUCCUCUCACUUUCCAAUCAGAUAUAUAAUAUAGUGCUAUCUCUCUGUAUACAAUCAAGGUCGCAGAACAUUUUUGGCUGUUAUCCAUUAUCAUAUAUGAAGCUGUUUCAACCAAUGGAUGAUAUGUUUCUGAUCUGAACGAACAUAAUUAUUUUGAAUAAUCUGUUUAGAUGCAUAUUCAAAAACUGCAUGAUGUUAUCUUCAGAACUUCUAUUCCUGUAUGCAAUCUGGUUAAUUUGCCAAAAUA